Linum tenue is the source of this 1750-nucleotide messenger RNA. Lineage: Eukaryota; Viridiplantae; Streptophyta; Magnoliopsida; Malpighiales; Linaceae. The record is from the annotation of a GenBank genome assembly.
AUAUCAAUUUAUCAAAACCAUACAAAAUAUGGUUCUCUAUCUUCUUUUUCUCCUCGCCUUCGUCAUCGCCGUUUCCCGAUUCCUCUCCACCUCUUCAGCUUCCAAACACCGGCUGCCGCCAGGGCCAAAGCCAUGGCCGAUUAUAGGCAACAUCCCUCACCUCGGCAAGCAAGUUCACGUCUCCCUCCAACGCUUCUCCCAGCUCUACGGCCCUCUCAUCUCCCUCCGCCUCGGCUCCCAGCUCGUCGUCAUCGCCUCUUCCCCUGCGGCCGCCGCAGAAAUCUUAAGAACCCACGACCGCCUCCUCUCCGCCAGAUACGUCGCCACGGUUGUGCCUUACGACACGGUGGAGCUCGACCGCAAGGCCAUCGUUUGGGCUUCCAACUGCAACAACGACCGGUGGAAGGCCUUCCGAGCAAUGUUCAGGAACCAGAUGUUCUCCGCGAGGGCCAUCGAAUCUCAGGCCGCCGUCAGGGAGAGGAAGGUCGCCCGGAUGGUGGAAUUUCUCCAAGGGAAAUUAGGGGAGCCUGUUAAGAUCGCUGAACUAGCUUUCGCUGCUAUCUUCGACUCGUUGUCGAAUCUCAUGUUCUCGCGAGAUUGCAUCGGGUUCGAAAGUAGCAGCGAGACUGCGAAUCGAUUGAAGUCGCUGAUUUGGAGGAUGAUGGAACUGGGGACUAAAACUAAUUUCGCCGAUUAUUUCCCAGUUCUGAAGAAACUGGAUCCUCAGGGCCUGAGACGCGAGAUGUUUCGCCUUUGCAAUGAGCUCUACUCCGUCUGGCAGCCUGAAGUCAAAGAGAGGAGAGAGCGAGGGCGACCUGGUGGUGCUGAAGACUUCUUGGAUAUUUUCUUUGAAAAUGGACUCGAUGAUGACCAGAUUGACUGGUUGAGUCUCGAAUUGUUCUCGGCCGGUACGGAUACGAGCAUGGCUACAAUAGAAUGGGCAAUGGCAGAGCUAAUUCGAAACAAGGGAGCGAUGGACGAGCUGCGGGACGAGCUGAAGACAAAAUUGUCACCACCGCUUGAUGGGAAACCGGCGUUGAUCGACGAAUCUGUGGUGGCUCAGCUUCCAUACUUGAGCGCAAUUGUCAAGGAGACGCUGAGGCUACACCCUCCGGCGCCGCUGCUGCUGCCGCAUCGAGCGCCGGAGACUUGCAAGGUGAUGAAUUACACGGUCCCUGAAGGGACUCAUAUUGUGGUCAACGUAUGGGCUAUUUCUAGGGAUCCGAAGGUGUGGGAGGAUGACCCGAUGUCGUUUAAGCCGGAGAGGUUCAUUGGGUCGAGCGUGGAUUUCAGGGGGCAGGAUUUCGAGUUUCUGCCGUUCAGUGCUGGGAGGAGGAUGUGCCCCGGAGUGUCAUUGGCCACCCGACAGAUUCCGUUGGUUUUGGCUGCUUUGGUUCGGAGCUUCGAUUGGUCCCUCUCCGAUGGAGAGGAUCCGACGGAGUUGGAUAUGAGUGAGAAGUUUGGUACAACGUUGGAGAAGGAACGACCUCUGCUUCUUGUUCCCAACCGGAGUUCAUUAUAAGGUCUUCCAUGUUCCCUUUGAGAUACAAUAAAAAAACGAAGAAGAAUAAUGGUCCAUGUAUAUAUAUGGAAGUAGGUACUCUCGAGCCGGGGCUUGUGUGGAUAAUGCUUGUGUGAUGGAAUAAUAGUCCAUAAUGAGUUUCGUUAUAAGUUCAAAAUAGUAGUUAUAAGUUCUUAAUGAUAUCGUACUUAUUAUAUGUCUUGUUUUUAUUUAUUUAAAUGAUGAAUU